UGCGCGUGUGCAUUGCAUCAAUUAUCCCUUGCACUCCUAAACAACGCUUUUUGUUGUACUUUGGCAAUGAGUAAAGUCUACAAAAUGCAGUCCACUGGGCUUCCUCUCAUCACUAUUUUUGGUCGUGAGUGGAAACGCCAACCGGAUGCUUCACGUUUAUACAUCCGGUAAAAUAUCUGGCUCAUUGGUCUGUCUGUGAAAGAACUGUAAACGCUAAGGCUACCGUGUCUGACUUGGACGCUGUAUUAUGGAAGAUGAAGAGGUUUGCGAAAGUUGGGAGGAAGCUGCAGACAGCGGGGAAAUUGUGAAAAGACUUGAGGCAAAGUUGAAGAUAAGCCAGAAAGCAAAGAAAGCAAGCAUCAGCUCAGGUAGCUCCCCCAUACGAACUGCCAUGGUUAUCCAGGAUGAAUCUCUACCUGCAGCCCCCCCACCUCAAAUCCGAAUUCUGAAGCGCCCCUCAAGUAAUGGUUCCUUGGGGUCCUCUGGUUCAUCCAACCGCCCCACCCAGCAGCCGAAGUCACUGGCCCAGCGGGAGGCAGAGUAUGCCGAGGCCCGCAGGAGGAUUCUGGGUAGUGCUAGCUCUGAAGAAACGCCUCAGGACAAACCCAGGCCAGAAAGACCAGUGCGAGUGAGUGCCCAACCACCACAACCAGAACUGGUUAGUCUGAACAAUCACGUUAUCCGCCAACCCACAGGCCCAGACGGUACCUUAGGCUUCCGUCGCUACAGAUAGAGGAGGAUCCAUCGUCUCUUCUUGGGGGCAUGGUGUGCAGAGGACAAAGGGGAGGUAGCAUGGUGCGUGAAGAGCAGAGUGGUGGGAUGAAAUGUAAAAGUUGUGGUGAUGAUAGAUGGUCAAUAGAGACAAAUUAUUGGCUCGCAGAAUGAGUUUAAGUAUCCCUACCACCCCUUUCUGCUGACUGUUGGCACGCCCUUUGCCUUUUGCCCUCUGCCCUGUUUCUAGCCUGCGCGGAGGGUUGCAGGGAGAUUGCUGAGGGUUUGGUCAGAUCUCCUGUCUGUCCCACACUGACCAGGGCUUUGCCUCAGGACUCCAUACACUGUGAUAUCUCCCAUGAUGCACCCUAAGCUUCCCAAUGCCCCUCUCAGUGCCCCUCUUCUGUUGAGGACCAGGGUCUUCCAGGGUCCGCGGCAUGCCCGCCUUGCCCUCCAGGUGAAUGACAGACUGAGUCUGUGGGACUUCAAGGUGGCCAGGGGAAAGUACCUAUCGACAGACAUGCGUGGAUGAGGGCCAUGGAUAGAGCAGGGGAGUGACAAGGUGCCACUAAGACGUGUUGGCAUAUUCAAGCAAUAAUUCUGAAAUCAAUAUGAAAACGCGGCUUCUCUAGCUAAACUGCCAUCUGCCUGGGCAGUAUAUGUUAAUAUUUGUUAUGUUUUUAAUUCAAUUUUUAAUAACUUUCCUGGUUUGUUUUAUUUUCCUGUUUUUAAAAACUGGGCAGGAACUGAAGGGUGCAUUUGGAAUUAUUAGGUUAAUGUCUUUCUUGCAUCUAGAUGCUUUUGUUUAUUAAUCUGUUUUUAAAGUGGCAAUGAUAUACAGUAGAAGAAAAACAAAUUAUAUAAUAUACAAUUUAGUGACGCUGAAUGUUUUUAUAGGAUCUUAUACACAUGGUCAUUGAAAGUAGUAGCCAUUAUUAAAAUAUACUAAGUAUAUGUUGAGAUUAGAAUAAAAUACUGUAUUUUAUAGACAGCCAAAAAAGUCAUCCUGAAAAAUAUUCAAACUGAGUGGCCUUGUUGCUUCUUGUGCAGAGAGACGACCAAGAAAGAGGGGCCACAGAUUACAAGGAGCAUAAGUAGGCCAAAGCCUCUUUUUUUUUUUUUUUGGUGAUUAAGAGUUGUUUGAAUAGGAAGCCAUUGGCUGGAGGAGUGUUUUAAGCAGUGUCUCUAUUCUGUCCCGUCUUUCUUUUUGUCCCUCUCUAGGGUUGCCUUACUUGGAGAGAGGAUGAUAAAGACAAGUUGGAAUAAAGACUACAAUAGAGUGAGCGAGAGAUUGAUGAGGAUGUUGCAAUUUGCUUGGUUAGAAGGCAAUGUUAUUAAGUAGAGUGCCAAAGUUGAACAGAAACCCAAUUUUCCCCAGCGGAGGUGGGACGUCAUAGCUUUCAAUCUGUCUAGUUUUGUUAAUGAAAUGACAAACUACAUCUUGGCUGUUUUUAAACCAUACUAAAUGUGUAAACUCAAAAUGCCUUAAAUUCUUUGGUUUCAUAUUGGACCCCACAGUUACCAAGGCACCUCAGGUUAAUGCUCUUGGAUGCUGUGAUUUGUUUAAUUUUUAAACCUAAUUUUAUGUUCUCACCUUUAACUCCCUUUGCCUCAUGUCUGUUAUUUGGCCAGCCUAAGAACCCCGGGAAGGUGGUUUUGUUGGCCCCUCUCUCAGGGAGGUUUUAAUGCUGGACAAGCUAAAUCGUGGGUCUGCUCAACUGUAAUCCCAGAGAUGGUGAAUGACUGGACUUGUUGUAUAGUCUACUUUGUGAAGAAAGUCACAUACGGUAACCUCUUUUGGGUAUGAUCUGGUUCUUAUUUGGAGUAUACCUAAAGUAUGUUAUCUGGGCCACUUGAAAAGUAAUUUUAACCUUAUCCUUUAUUAGGAUUAUUGAUCAGAGUUGGCUAGACAGUUGAAAGCAAUAUGGUGGUGAAACGCAGGUGUAUUGUACAACCCCCUGAGUGCAGUUUCCACACCUGCCAGAUCAGAGAUUAGCCUGGAAAAGGAAGGGAGCAGACUAGCCAUGGAGGAUUCUGAUCCUCCUGAUCAGUGUUGGGUUUAAUUCAGAAAGUGAAUUAAUGUAAUUAUUUAAGUCCAUAUGAAUUGUAAACUGAAUUGACCUCACCCCUGCAUUUGAGCCUGCGCAGCUCCAGUAACCAUCGGUUAUGGGUGACAAUGAAGAGAUGAGGAUCUUCUGUCAUGUGGAAACAUGGAAAGACAAACAAAUCAGCCUGUAAUGAUUUAUUUUUUUUCAUGCCCUUUAAUAAAAACCUAUUGACAAGCGAAACACAAAAUUGCAAAUACGUUUGGUGUACAGCAUUUUAUUUAUAAAAUGGGAUAUGUUCAUGGACUAACUUCAUAUUAGUAGUUUUACAGAUGCCAUGUAUAGCUGAGAAUUUAACCGUAAACGGCCCAUAACUCAAUGUCUACAGGAAGCAUUUCAAAUACAUUUUAUUACAGAAUUCUUAAUCAUAUGUGAAUGACAUUCUGCACAACUGACACAUUUAAUUGCAUUUCAGAAAUGCUUAAUGUGACCAUGGUUGUCAAUGUUAAGUGUCCAAUGAGCUGUGCUUUUGAAGUUCUAUUCAGGUACAAAACAAUUGUUUACUUUCAGUUAGGCUAAUGCUUGAAAUUAUUCAAAUUUAAACCUUGGCAGUAACAACUCCAUGUAUGAUUAAAUGUUCCCUAAUUUUAUUGGGCUGUUGUGGCUUUCAAAUUAGAUUGUUUUCCUUCAUAGAGAUCUUUCCAGUGAGAAAAUAGCCUUUAAUACAGUAAGCACUUGACACGUCUUGUUAUUACAAACCUGAGCAUGAUCUAUAAAUGUGUCAUCCUAAUGUAUGUCUCCUUGGUUGUAAUUUACAGUAACUGUCCUGUCUAGCCUAACUCUCUCUAGUCUAAUGUCCUGGAUAUAUUGCUUCUGUUAUUUUGUUUGAAUAAACUGCAGUAAUUAGAGAACUUAUUCUGAGAACUUUUAGCCCCUUUAAGACAAGGAUGUAAAUUUUUAUUUAGGCAAAAAUAAACUCC
Messenger RNA from Oncorhynchus mykiss (rainbow trout), 3736 nucleotides. RefSeq names its product SUZ RNA-binding domain-containing. NCBI's taxonomy places the organism in Eukaryota, Metazoa, Chordata, Actinopteri, Salmoniformes, Salmonidae. The record is from RefSeq and is a predicted model, not a curated record.